AUGGAGAAACUGCCCCCUGGUUUCCUCUCUCUCGGAAGCGGAAGCGGAAGCGGAAGCGCGGAAUUCAGCUUCCCCGACCUACUAGGUACCCAGCGCACGCCGCCGCGGCUGCCGGACGAGAUCGUCGAGGAGAUCUUGCUCUGCAUCCCUCCUGACGACCAUGAGCAUCUCCUCUGUGUCGCUCUCGUCUGCAAGCACUGGGCCCGCCUCCUCACUAGUCGUGGCUUCCGCCGCCGAUACCGCGAGCGCCACCGGACGCCACUGCUGCUGGGGUUCCUCGGCAACCUCAUCGACACAGGCGGGUACGCACGCUUCAUCCCCACGCACGCGUUCCGGCCGGUCCGCCCCGACCGCCACGACUACCGCGCACACGACGCCCGCCACGGCCGGGUCCUCCUCAACAGAAUCGCUCGAUGCGGCGACGUGUUCCAGGGAGUGGAGGCCGCUCUCAUCGUUUGGGACCCUAUCACCGAUGAGCAGUGGCCCCUGCCACCUCUGCUGCGGGACCAGCCGGUGCGCAACUGGACCGCCGCGGUGCUUUGCGCCACCGCCGGCGCCGCCGGCCUUGGCACCUGCGACCACCUAGGUUGCCGCCCGGGGGACUUCCACGUCAUCUUUGUUGGCAUCGACGACAAGGAGAUGUUUGCCAGCGUCUACUCAUCAGAUUCUGCCACAUGGAGUGAAUCGACCUCUGCGAACCUUCCUUAUGAUUAUCUCCAUGAGGCGGUGCUCCCUGCUCUAGCAGGGAAUGCACUUUACUUUGUCUUUCGGAUGGGAAUGGCAAUGCUCAAGUACGAUCUGGCCACGAGGGUGAUGUCUGUGAUGCACGUACCGAUCAGUUGGUAUCCUCGCCGCGUUGUGCCCAUGGCGAUGGAAGAUGGCGGCCUAGGGCUCGCGGAAGUGGACAUGGAGUCUAAUCUCAUACUCUGGUCAAUGGAGGUUAGUGCUGAUGGAAAUGUGGAACAAUGGGUAGUGAGUAGACACAUUGAGCUCAGGACGCUGCUCCCUGCUCAUGCCCUUGCGUUCUGUGUGGUUGCCGUUGCGGAUGCCGUGGGUGUCAUCUUCGUGUAUACGGUUGAUGGGGUCUACACUUUUGAUCUGAACUCUGGGCAGGUCACCAAGGUUUUAAGCUAUGGUUUCUAUGACAUUAUCCCCUUUGUGAGCUUCUAUACUCCAGUAUUACGAGCGGCCUUAGACAGGUGA
Messenger RNA from Miscanthus lutarioriparius, 1203 nucleotides. The record is from the annotation of a GenBank genome assembly. NCBI's taxonomy places the organism in Eukaryota, Viridiplantae, Streptophyta, Magnoliopsida, Poales, Poaceae.